Molecule: messenger RNA, 1478 nt
Organism: Lineus longissimus
Lineage: Eukaryota; Metazoa; Nemertea; Pilidiophora; Heteronemertea; Lineidae
Product: prefoldin subunit 5-like
Exons: 5
Coding region: 8-472 (154 amino acids)
Biological process (GO): RNA polymerase I assembly; RNA polymerase III assembly; protein folding
Cellular component (GO): prefoldin complex; cytoplasm
Source: RefSeq, a predicted model, not a curated record
UUCCAAAAUGGCGAAGCAGGUUGACAUUACUCAGCUUUCUCUCCAGCAAUUAAACCAAUUAUCUCAACAAUUAGAUCAGGAGAUCAGUUUCUACUCUAAUUCUUUAAAUACCCUGAAGAUGGCACAACAGAAGUUCUCUGAGUCUCAGGAGUGUCUGGGCAAGCUGGAUGCCAAGAGCAAAGAUAAAGAAAUACUGGUGCCUCUGACCAGUUCAAUGUAUGUUCCUGGAACACUCAGUGAUAUUGACAACGUGCUGAUAGAUGUAGGAACUGGAUAUUACGUAGAAAAGGAAGUGGAAGGCGCCAAGGCCUACUUCAAAAGGAAAGUCGACUUCUUGACAGGUGAAAUAGAAAAAUUAAAAGAGCCGCUGCAGAACAAAUAUCAAAUGAAACAAAGUGUGACGGAGGUACUACAGAUGAAGGUACAAGCUCAGAUGAUGGCCCAGCAGCAGACCGCAGGAAAAUCAUCAUAGCCGCCUCAUCGGAAAAGAUUAGGGGAGAUAUCACGCUCGUGGAACAUUGUGUGGUGCAUCCAUGAGAGAGGGGGACAUUUGCUUACCGGCUGAUUAAAAAACUGUGUUGAAUACUAUAACAUCACUAUGCCAUUACAAUUCAAUUUGUCUACACAAUAGAAGAAAGGUUCUGCACCAAAACCCGAUUGGUUACAGUAUGUUGCUUAGGUGUAUGUUUUGACCGCUCGUUCAUGAACUGAGUGAAAAGCAUUCCACGAAGAUGACGUCACUGCAGCUGCUGCCCUCUAUUUCCCCAUCGCUGAAUUACAGGCAAUGUCGGACAAACAUGCGGUUUCGUAAUGGAUUCAGGCUUUCUAACUAGGGCAGUUAGAUUCAAUCUGGCACAUGUCCCGAGUGUUGGAAAUACUACAUAAUUGUUCUGAAUAUUUCUCUCUCUGACUCUACAUGUAUGGUAUCAUUCAUGCUAAAAACAAUGCAGGGUCAAAGAUAAUUGACUUUGAAAUAAGCUCAAAUGCGUAGAAAUAAGUGUCGAUGUCCGACUGUCACGUCACUAAAACGUCAUCAAUAUCUUAUGCAAAUGACCUUGUGAACUAGUAACUUCGCGGAAUGCUAUUGGCAGUGCAGCUUGGCACAAUACAGGAAUGCUCCAGUGGUAAAAAAUUCUCUUUUGUUUCUCUGUCAUUGCAGUUCAUUUAGCAGUACAUGUGCAUAUACAUGCUAACUGAUCUAGGAAACAACACUCAAUACUGUCUGUAGGUAAAUGUACCACCAAGGUGCACUUGUACUGGUAUAUUGCUGGGCUUCUCAUCUUGAAACCCCUUAGAUUAUGAGGAUUGUGUUGCAAAAAAUUGAACGAGCAUUUUGGAUUGAAGCAUGAACACCUCAUGCUGUCCAAUUUCAAGGAAUUGUGCGUGUUUGUGAACAGUUAGUUCUAUCAUUUUUGUGUGGCAAAGAAAUGGCUUUUUUCAAGAAUUUUGUUUGGGAUAAAUAAAAUACCAGAAAGUUA